AUGCUAAACAGAGUCAAGACUAACAUAUAUCCAAGAUAUAGCCUGAUAGGAGAACGACUACCUGGUGAGCAUAUAGAGCCAGGCCGGCUGUAUAAGCCUGAAAACAAAGAAGCUGAUAUGAGCUUAUCCCAAUCGAGUUUUAAAAGAACCACUGUUUGUCUCCAAGGUAGAUUUUGUGCCCCAGACGUGGCACAGCGGAGGAGGCGACGAUCGAAAUUUGAUCGUCUUUUUGAAAGAUCAAAUUUCGAUCAAAUUUUGAUCGAAAAACAGUCUUUAUCAGCAAGUGCAGACGAGCUUAUUAAAGAUAUUUUAGAAGUAAUCAAAAAGGAAGUUAAUAUAAAGUUGGAGCAGAUGGCUGCCGUGAAGGAGCUUGAACAAACACUUAAAGCCAAUAAAUACAUACACAAGUAUACAGUUAAAGCUCGAUAUAGUGAUAUGGAUGGUGGACAGAAAUUUUAUCACUAUCACUAUAUCGAGCGUGUUUUUUUCUUACUCCGCGCAUUAUUUAGUGAUAUUUCUAAUGCCGCUGGACCAGAUAUAAUUGUCAGAUUUUGGAUAACAAGUCAUGUUUAUGUGAUCUGA
This is a messenger RNA of Phycomyces blakesleeanus NRRL 1555(-), 582 nucleotides long. RefSeq lists its product as hypothetical. The record is from RefSeq and is a predicted model, not a curated record. Lineage: Eukaryota; Fungi; Mucoromycota; Mucoromycetes; Mucorales; Phycomycetaceae. Bases 1 to 582 code for a protein of 193 amino acids. The transcript has 10 exons.